Heterobasidion irregulare TC 32-1 is the source of this 1728-nucleotide messenger RNA. Its product is annotated as Esterase/lipase/thioesterase. The record is from RefSeq and is a predicted model, not a curated record. Bases 1 to 1608 code for a protein of 535 amino acids. NCBI's taxonomy places the organism in Eukaryota, Fungi, Basidiomycota, Agaricomycetes, Russulales, Bondarzewiaceae. The transcript is spliced from 15 exons.
AUGUGGAGCCCCGCAAUAUUGUCCACUAUUCUCGCCCUGAUAUGCUCUUCUUAUGCUUCAUUGGAUGUGCACUUGGCGAUCGGAACGUUUCGUGGUGUGGCAACAGCUAAUAACACAGAACGUUGGCUUGGCGUUCCCUUUGUCGAACCACCAGUGGGUGAACUGCGCUUCAAGGCGCCUGUCAGCAUAUCCAAACCACUCCCAGGCAUCCAAAAUGCCUCAGUUUUCGGCGAUGCAUGUCCUCAACCCCCAGACCCCACUCUAGGCGCACCCAUAAGUGAAAAUUGUCUCCACCUCAAUAUUUGGCGCCCGUCGAACACCAGCGCUGUUGCCAAACUUCCAGUCUUGUUUUGGAUUCAUGGAGGGUUUUAUAUGCUAGGCGCGUCCUCCAACCCUGCCUUUGAUCCUACUCGCAUUGUCCAACGUAGCGUGACCGCUGGAAAGCCCAUCAUCUUUGUUUCUACAAAUUACCGUUUGAAUACAUUCGGCUUCCUCGCGAGCAGCAAUGUCCCUGGAGCAGAUCUCAAUGCUGGGCUGCUAGAUCAACAGGCCGCUCUGGAAUUUGUACAGGAGAAUAUCGCCCAGUUCGGGGGAGAUCCUGCCAAAGUUACGUUGUGGGGACAGUCUGCUGGCGGCGGGUCUGUGGAAGCGCAACUUCUGUAUUCAUCUGGCGAUCUGUUCCGCGCAGCGAUAAUGCACUCAUCGUCAGGUCCAUUCAAAACAUCUCCGCCUCCUAGCACCUAUGACGAACCAGGCAAGGCCUAUGCUAAUCUCGUCAAUGCCACUGGCUGUCCUACUGGCCCGGCAUCACUAUCUUGUCUGCGCCAACUGCCUUUGGAUACCCUAACGAACGUUAGCAAUACGAUGAUUAGGGCUACCCUGAAUAAUCAACUAUGGAAUCCGACCGUAGGGCCGUCUGGGACUUUCGUACCGGAGCUUGCCUCUACACGUAUCGCGAGCGGGACUUUCAAGCAUAUUCCGAUCAUCGGGGGUUCGAACCUCAACGACGGUUCCAUCUUCAGCACGACUCUGCGUAACCUCAACCUCACUGGGGACGCGCAGGACGAUGCGUUCGAUAACUUUGUCCUCGGCCAGCUGAUCGACUCGUCCCGCGUCACUUCGAGCACCCUUGCGCGGCUGCGCGCUCUCUAUCCCGCGAACGACUCAUCUCUCGGCGCGCCGUUCAACACCGGCGACUCGCUCUUCGACCGCGGGUCCGCAUGGUACGGCGACAACUCGUACCUGUCGCCGCGGCGGAGGCUACUCGAGAAAGCGGCGAGCUUGCAGAAUGCCUGGGGCUUUUUCUUCGAGGAGUUUUUUCCCGGCGCUGAUCCGAGCCUCGGAGUGUCCCAUGGCUCGGAGCUGAAGCUGCUCUUUGGGCCCGUCCCUGCUGCCGUCGAGGAGGAGUUCGCCAACACGUAUCUGGACCUAUACCUCAAUUUUAUUCACGAGCUCAACCCAGGCCCUUCAUGGUCUAAGUACGAGCCUCAGACAAGGCGGGUGCUGCAGCUAAAGAGGAACAAUCUCACCAUGAUCGCAGAUGAUUUUCACAGUGAUAGAACUGAUUUCCUCAACUCAGACGAAGUUCUGCGCGAAUUCAUUCGUUGACGAGGACUACGAGCUGUAUAUCAUUCGAGACCUCUACCGAAAUCAUCUAUGCAUCUAGCCCUACACGAAACAUGGUCGACAACCGAUCGUCCCAAAACUGCCGAAUGAAACUGAAAUCGC